GAGUUGUAGUUUUGCAACAGCUGGAGCCAACUUGGAUGGCAUGUAGGCGACUAACCGACAAUAGGUCAGUGGUCACGCUGCAGUUGGCAAAGUGUGUAGGCAACUAAAAGGUUCAACAUGGUGUUGGGUACAACCAUGUCUUGCACUUCCUCCUACGCCCGUCACUCUCCUGCUCCUCAAGGACAGCACUGCGCUUGCGCGUCUCCUUCACGUCCUAGGUCGCAAGUCAUUGACGUCACGGGUAACAUGGCGGCCUUCGGUAUGGAAGCAGCAUGCCGGGCAGUGUUGGGGCGAAGGUUACAGAGUGUCUGGAGGAUUACAGAAGCUGCCGAGCGACAGUACCACAGAUGCCCAGCUACAGCUCGUCUACACAGGGUACGGCCCACCGGGGCCCACCAACUACUGGUCUUCACAAAUGUUCGCCACCAAAGCACGGUGACCACAGCUACCAGCCAGAUCCCGGUUGUCUCAGAGGCACAGCUACCACCGCCCCCUUCUCCCCUUCCUACUCCAGAAGCUACCUUACCACCACCAGUCUAUGAAGUUGCACCCACCGUGACAGAAACAUUUGGUCAGGUGGAACAAAGUUUGAGUGAAUUGGGGCUUGGCGGAUACAGUCCUGUCGGAUUGGUUCAGAGCUUUCUGGAAUUAUUACACCUGGAUGUAGGCCUUCCUUGGUGGGGGGCAAUUGUAACAGGCACAGUUCUUGCACGUAUUCUAGUUUUUCCUCUAAUAGUUAAAGGACAGAGGGAGGCAGCUAAGUUGAAUAACCAUAUGCCACAAAUCACUGCAAUGACAACUCGAAUGAAUGAGGCCAAGCGGUCAGGCAACAGGUUUGAAUUCUCCAAAGCAUACUCUGACCUCACACUGUAUCAAAAGAAACAUGAUGUAAAUCCUCUGCGCGGAUUUUUGGUGCCUCUGGUGCAGGCACCAGUAUUUAUUUCCUUUUUUGUGGGACUAAGGCAGAUGUCCUAUCUUCCUGUCCCAAGCAUGCAAACUGGGGGUCUCUGGUGGUUUGCUGACCUAACUGCAGCUGAUCCAUAUUACAUUCUGCCGCUAGUAGUCACUACCAGCAUGUGGGCCGUUCUAGAGCUUGGAGCAGAGUCAGGGGUAAAUAAUCCUAACCUUAGAAUCAUGAAGACUGUUUUUCGUGUCAUGCCCCUGAUCAUUCUCCCUCUUACCAUCAACUUCCCCACUGCUGUUUUCACAUAUUGGGUCACUUCAAACUUUUUCUCUAUAGCCCAAGUGGCUUUUUUAAGAAUUCCAGCUGUCCGAAAGAAGCUGAAGAUACCAGACCAAAUCAAGCAUGACCCAACAGUCCUCCCCAAGCAGGAUGGCUUCAUAAAGAGCCUGAAAAAUGGUUGGAAGAAUGCACAGCUGGCUCAGCAACUGGAAGAGAGAGAGCACAAAAUCAAACAUCAUCUGGACAUAGCAGCAAAAGGACCACUGCGACAGACCUUCGCUCAAAAUCCUUUACAGCAACGGGAGAAAACGGCUGUAUCCCCAAGAAAACCCAAAAAUAAACCCUGGCAAGACACAAUUGGAUAAGCAGACUUCUCUAUUAAGUCAUGAACUGAUCAAUCUCAUCCAUUCAUGAACUUUCCCAGGAUGGUGGUUUCUGAAUGACAAGAAAAACUUGGCCAAGUAGAUUCCAAAAUCCUGUGUCAGAUUGUCUUUAUUUAUAAAGUUAAAAUGUGUCAUGUGACAUUCACCAUAAAAUCACAGGAUAAACCCUCAGACGGAGCCAUUUUAAAAAAUAAAAUAAAAUGGACUGUUGUAUGAAA
Messenger RNA from Hyla sarda, 1784 nucleotides. It is a transcript of the gene OXA1L, whose product is annotated as OXA1L mitochondrial inner membrane protein. Bases 118 to 1548 code for a protein of 476 amino acids. Gene Ontology annotation, cellular component: mitochondrial inner membrane. Lineage: Eukaryota; Metazoa; Chordata; Amphibia; Anura; Hylidae. The record is from RefSeq and is a predicted model, not a curated record. Gene Ontology annotation, molecular function: membrane insertase activity. The transcript has 10 exons. Gene Ontology annotation, biological process: mitochondrial respiratory chain complex IV assembly; protein insertion into mitochondrial inner membrane from matrix.